Molecule: messenger RNA, 2556 nt
Organism: Pseudomassariella vexata
Lineage: Eukaryota; Fungi; Ascomycota; Sordariomycetes; Amphisphaeriales; Pseudomassariaceae
Exons: 1
Source: RefSeq, a predicted model, not a curated record
UUCGAGUCCCUCCAAUCUCACUCCAACAGCAUGCGGCGCCCCCGGCCACCAGAUAUCAACACAGCCGGGGACGAGAACCGAGUUUCCCUGCGAACAGAUUCACAGCCGGAGGCAUUGGUGAAGCGGGAGUCGAGGGUCGGUUUGAGGAGCAUUUUCGGCCGGUCCAGGGCAGGCAAGGAUGGAAAUCAUCCAAAAGAGUCAGACGACCCGUCUUCUUUGCGCGAGUUGUCUACAAGACCGGGGGGGAUUCGCGCCUCGUUGGCAGAGAUCGGCAAUUGGCCACACACACUGCACCCUCCACGAUCCGAAUCAGCUUUCCUGCCUCUAACGCACACAACCGCUUCCUCCAGGUCUACAUCAGCAACGCCCAAAGCCCAGUCAUCUUCUGCUCGGCUGGGACAUCCGAGUCACCCCAGAACCAAAACCCCACCAGAAGCAACCAUAAAGACACCACGCACUGCGAGGUCAGCAAACGCGCCCUGGGAUCCGCCCCCGUUAUUCCAAGUGUAUCCUCAGGCGAUCAAGCACAGUACUUUAUCAGCAUGCAAUGCAUCUAUUGACGUGCUCAUUCGCAUGAGUGGCAAUCGAGGCAGCUUGCUGAUGCAUGACAACACGACACCUGCGGCGUCAAACAUGGACGAGGAAGAUGACGCCGAAAGAAAAGGGGAGAAGAGCAGUAGGAGAAGACACCAACGGGGGGGUUCGAGGAAUAUCUUGGAUUGGACUAGCAAGAUUUACGUGUUUGUCACGUCAGGUUAUUUACUUCAAUAUGCUGCAGAAGGUUCCUUCGACCGCUUGCCCGAGAAGAUACUCCAACUAAGCAAGGAUUCUGCUGCAUUCGCUAGCGACCUCAUCCCAGGAAGGCACUGGGUUUUGCAAGUUUCUUCAUACAUGGAUUCUGACGGCACCACUUCUUCAGACUCGAAGUCAUUAUUUGCCAAAUUGGCACUCCGAGGUCCUGAAAAGAGGCACGCGUCCAACAUGCUGAUGGUAUUUCAGAGUGCCGAGGACAUGGACAGCUGGCUUGCGAUAUUGCGACGGGGUAUCGAGGCACUGGGUGGCAAGAAGAAGCUCACGGAAACUGGCAAACCGAACAUGGAGGACAUCGUAUCGCCACUCAGAGCGCGACCCAGUCAAAGGAUACUUGUCGUCCGAGAUCCCGAACGCUUCACUAGCGUAAAACAUGAAGACUUUUCCUGGACAUCGCCAACUGCCCUGAAGGAACCUACCGAAACCCUUCCCGCGCUGACGCCGACAGAGCCUGCACUAGAGUUCGUGCUGGACGACGCGUCUACUACGGAGAGUCACUACUCAUCUGAUGGACAGCGCCUUGACAGUUUGCGAGACAGCGGUAAUUGGCUGUCGUUUAUAUCAUCUGGGCAGAGGACAGUCAUGACUUCUGCGGGCUCUUCUCCGGCAUGCUCACCUGUUCGUCCUAGUUUCUCCCGCCAUUCUGAUGACCCCUUGCCGCAAACGAGUGUGCCAGAAGUCCGUCUCCGUCCCAACGCGCAGGCAAUCGCGAAUCGUAGGCAGUCGAUGCAAACUAUGAUGCCAGCUUUCGAUGGACGCAUAGAUCCUACCAUCCGCCCGCGCUCGACCGCACCCAGCUCGACCGUCCAGAAAGAUGGAUAUCAAUUCGCGCCUGGGCGUUCAAGCAUACCGAACUUCAGCGUGCCUCAUAACACGAGCAGACGGAUGUCUGGUGUGCGGACCACGCCGCUCGAUUCUGUUUCUGACCAAUUUCAGGAGCCGGAACAGGAGCUGACCGUCAAGACAACACGCAAACCGCCGCCGACCGCUUUAGCAAUGUCGCGGCCCCUGUCCGUUGUUGUUGAUCAACCCUCGCCGCUCUGCUCGCCCCUGGAAACGAGAGGUCCUACCACACUGCGACCCCCAAGCCCUCCGGCAGAGGAGGGUCCCGCUUCGCCUUCAAUGUUUUCGGCAUGGGUCAAGGAUGUUGCAAUAUCUGCGACAAGAGGCGAAGUGCUCCCCACGCGAGGGUCAAGUCUGGCAGCGGUACGACAGUCAGUACCAACUCUUAGACUUAAUAUCCAAACCAGCCCACCAAGAAGGAGUAGUGUGGGCGCCUUGAAGGAGAUGUCACCGAAGAGGUCGCGGUCCAAUGCUCCCAGCUUCAUACUCCCUGGGGCCCUUCCGCCUCCUAGAGCGAAGUUUUUAUCCAAGUUGGAGGUCCGGGAGGAAACACUUCGGUCGCUGAGUUCCGUGGAUUCUCCCGGCCCGGAACGACAACUUCCCACUACCACUUCCUACAAGCGGGGAAGCUUUCUGGCAGAGAACCUCCCUUCGCUCUCGGCCCGGCAUUCAUUCACCAACGUUGGUGACCUUGGUACUACGGACGGGAAGUUUCCCUCACUGCCGCGUAGAUCCUCGAAGCGCCUGACCAAAUCCCCAUGUACCGCCACUUCGCCUCAAUUCUUAACCAAUGACCCAACGACAAAGCAUUUGUUGAAUCGACGAAGCAUGCCUCAGCUUGGAGACGUGCCUCCGCCUCCUCUUCCACCACCGACUUGUGCUCUGCCGCCGAUUCCAAAGAAG